AUGUACGGAAUACGACACAGGAUCGUAGAGGAAGAUCAUCAACUUCAGAUCGUGCCGAGUGUCUCGACGGUUGUCUUCACCUUAUUGACCAACUGCCAGAUGACGAUUGAGGCAGACGUGGAGUAUGCCUGGAGCGGAAGGACGUGGGACGACGCGCGCAUUCAUUUCUGCAGUUUGUGUGCCUUCUGCUCGGCAAAGAAGACCGACGUCACCCGACACAUCCGCACCCACACGGGGGAACGACCUUAUGCUUGCGACGAGUGCGGGAGAAGCUUCUCUCGGAAGACUCACCUGAACCGCCACAGGACGGAACAGGUAGCGCCCCUGGUGUGGUGCGGCAUGACAUGGAGCGAAUUCAGGUUGUACUUCUGCGGGGUCUGCAACUACCGGUCGGUGUCCAAGCGGUCCGUCUCCAAGCACGUCCUGACCCACACGGGCGAGAGGCCCUACAAGUGCGAGGAAUGCGGGAGGGGGUUCAGCGAUCCCUCCAACCUCACCCGGCAUUGCCGCACCCUACACCCCAAGCUGCGCUGA
Messenger RNA from Darwinula stevensoni, 534 nucleotides. The record is from the annotation of a GenBank genome assembly. Lineage: Eukaryota; Metazoa; Arthropoda; Ostracoda; Podocopida; Darwinulidae.